AUGACUAUGGCAGCAGCUGGUAACUGGGGUAGCUUGGUUUUUGAAACAUUACGGAAAAUAUUUUCGAACAAUGUGCUAACUUGUUACGAAGCUAAAGAGUUAAUUAUAUAUCUGAAGUGUCAUUUUAAGCUUUCAUUCACGGCUUUAAAUGUUAUUGAUGUGAAGAUCGGGUCGGCUUUGCUCAGCCCAGACGAUCCGCCUGAAAAUUUCUCCGACGUGCAGAAACUUCUAGAAUUCAUACCAAAUUUUACGAUCGCCACUGAGUGCUCGUUGCAAAAGGCCGCCUGGUACAUUACCCUUCUAAAGGGGAGCUCGGCUAAGUUAAAUGCUAUGCUGAUAGAAAACGGUCUUUGGAAGGUUUUUGAGGACAUUGAAAUGAAGAUACUGCUGAUAGUCGCUGACAUGCAACACAUCGGCGUGGCCGUGGACGUAGACGAGCUGAAGUCAAUGGAAAACAUUUUGAUGGUCCGCAUGAAAGAAAUAGAAGGCGAAUGCUACAAAGCCGCCGGAAAGACUUUCCAGAUAAACUCGUCGCUGCAGGUCCGGACCAUCCUCUACGACGAGCUGAAGCUGGACACUGAGUCCAAUGUGAAGAUAAGGGAGACGAUCUCCAGGGGUGCGAAGUCUACGGCUGAAGCUGCGUUACGCAGUCUGACGACGGUCCAUCCGCUUCCGAAAUUGAUUCUAGAGUACAGGCACCUGCACAAGGCCCACGCGACCUUCCUAGUGGGUAUCGCCCAGCACGUCAAGGACGGAGUCGUCAGACCCACUUGGGAUCAAACUGCAGCAGCGACGGGUCGUAUAGCAGCGAACAACCCCAAUCUCCAGGCUAUUCCUAAGAAGCCUUUCGACCUCGUUUUGUUUCCGAAGGACGGAGACGACGGUCCCCGCGUGCGGCUGCGGCGCGCGGUGCGGGCGCGCGCGGGCCGGCGCGUGCUGGCGGCCGACUUCCGCCACGUGGAGAGCCGCGUGCUGGCGCACCGCGCGCGCGACGAGCGCCUGCGCCGCGCGCUCGCGCAGCCCGACCUGUUCCGCCAGCUGGCGCGGCUCUGGUCGCGCGGGGCGGCGGAGGCGUCGGCCGAGCUCCGCGAGCGCACCAAGCGGCUCGUGUACGCGAGCGUGUACGGCGCCGGCGCCGGGAAGCUCAUGGAGAUCCUCGACGUGGACUACGAGCGGGCCCUCUCCAUUAUGACCAGUUUUAACAGUACAUUUCCAUCGCUCAAAAAUUUUAGUAAAUCGAUCGUAACGGAGUGUGAGAAGCGCGACGGCCGCCUGACGCUCGCGAGUGGCAGGGCGAGGACCUUCCGCGACAUCUGCAGUUCUAAUUUCGCAGACAAGUCGCACGCGGAACGACAAGCCGUCAACUUUAUCAUUCAAGGCACGGCGGCGGACUUGUGCAAAACAGCGAUGAUUCUAACUACGGACAAGUUGAGACAUGCAGAUCCGCCGAUCGAUGCCCAUCUGGUGCUGCAAAUACACGACGAGCUCGUUUGGGAAGUUCUGGACGAACACCUGGACAGAGCUGCUGCCAUUAUCAAAACGACGAUGGAAAACUGCGGUCGAGAAUGCGGUCUGGACGUAGUCCUGCCCGUGGCGAUGUAUCGCGGAAUGAGUUGGGGGGAAAUGGAAGAGUUCAUUCCGAAGGAAAUUGUAUAGCACC
This is a messenger RNA of Vanessa tameamea, 1660 nucleotides long. RefSeq names its product DNA polymerase nu-like. Gene Ontology annotation, biological process: DNA-templated DNA replication; double-strand break repair via alternative nonhomologous end joining. The transcript is spliced from 11 exons. NCBI's taxonomy places the organism in Eukaryota, Metazoa, Arthropoda, Insecta, Lepidoptera, Nymphalidae. The record is from RefSeq and is a predicted model, not a curated record. Gene Ontology annotation, molecular function: DNA binding; DNA-directed DNA polymerase activity. Bases 1 to 1656 code for a protein of 551 amino acids.